GAAGGCGCAGUUAUCGAGGAUGGAGAGUGUGUUGGAGGAGAGGGAGAGGGAAAGGACUGGCGUCCCUGACGCCAUCCUGCUGGAGGACUACCUCAGCGAAAAAGCUUUCAUCGAGAACCUGAGGAAGCGUUACAAUGAGAACCUCAUCUACACAUACAUCGGGCAGGUGGUGGUGUCCGUCAACCCCUACAAGGACCUGGGCAUCUACACCGAAAACCACCUCGAAAAGUACCGCAACGUCAACUUCUACGAGGUGCCGCCGCACGUGUUUGCCAUAGCUGAAAAUGCCCACAAAUCAAUGAUUUCAGAAGUUACUGAUCACUGCAUUUUGAUAUCUGGUGAAUCAGGUGCUGGGAAGACAGAGGCCAGUAAGCAAGUGCUGAGGUUCUUGGCAGCCACGUCACUUCACAGGAGGGAGGUUGACCGCAUCAGAGACCGACUUUUACAGAGCAACCCAAUUUUGGAGGCAUUCGGAAAUGCCAAAACCAACAGAAAUGAUAACUCAUCUAGAUUUGGAAAAUACAUGGAUAUUGAGUUCAAUUUUAAGGGAGAUCCAGUAAGUGGCCACAUCUUGAACUACCUCCUUGAGAAGUCUCGUGUAGUGCAUCAGGAAAUCGGUGAGAGGAACUUCCAUGUCUUCUAUCAACUCCUUGCUGGUGGACCGUCAGAGCUCCUUGAAAAGUUGCACCUGGAGAAAAAUCCAGAGAGUUACUUUUACCUCAAACAGGGGAAAAGUUGUAAUGUGGAUUCUGUCAAUGAUUCUGGAGAUUUCAAGACUGUGCAACAAGCCUUGAACACCCUCAACUUCACUGAGGAAGAACAGGAUGCUAUAUGGGGAGUGGUUGGGGCCAUCCUGCAUCUUGGUAACGUCUCCUUCAAGGCCAGUGAUGAUGGUCUGGCAAAGGUGGUGGAUGACCAACAUGUUGUAUACUGCAGCAAGUUGUUGGGUUGUGAGAGCAGUGAGCUGCUGCUGGCCCUCACCCACCGCACCAUUGAGGCACGUGGAGAUGUUGUCACUUCUCCCCUCAACCCUGAACAGGCAGUGUAUGCUCGUGAUGCUUUGGCUAAGUCAGUGUAUGAGCGAGUAUUCAACUGGCUGGUUACAAGGCUCAACCACUCCCUGUCUAGCACAGAGUCUGGAAGGAAAACACUCUUAGGAAUUCUGGAUAUAUAUGGAUUUGAAAUAUUUGAUAAAAAUGGAUUUGAGCAGUUCUGUAUCAACUACUGCAAUGAAAAGCUGCAACAAAUUUUCAUUGAGCUGACGCUGAGGAGCGAGCAGGAUGAGUACCAGCGGGAAGGGAUCAAGUGGGAGAAAGUGGACUACUUUGAUAACAAGAUUAUUUGUGACCUGGUAGAAGAGAAACACAAAGGCAUAAUUUCUCUACUGGAUGAGGAGUGUCUUCGUCCUGGAGAUGCAACUGAUGCCACCUUCCUGACCAAAAUGAACACUCAUCUGGCAAAGCACAAACAUUACUUCAGUUAUGACACAUCUAACAAUGCAAAGGUGUUGUUCUGGAUCGCAAGUGGCCUCAGCCACCAAGCUCAUGCACUGAGGCCUCAAAGAUUUUGA
Messenger RNA from Eriocheir sinensis (Chinese mitten crab), 1570 nucleotides. Its product is annotated as unconventional myosin IC-like. The record is from RefSeq and is a predicted model, not a curated record. Gene Ontology annotation, cellular component: cytoplasm; myosin complex; plasma membrane. Gene Ontology annotation, biological process: vesicle transport along actin filament; actin filament organization. Gene Ontology annotation, molecular function: ATP binding; actin filament binding; microfilament motor activity. The coding region runs from base 20 to 1570 and encodes 516 amino acids. The transcript has 11 exons. Lineage: Eukaryota; Metazoa; Arthropoda; Malacostraca; Decapoda; Varunidae.